Molecule: messenger RNA, 567 nt
Organism: Saprolegnia diclina VS20
Lineage: Eukaryota; Oomycota; Saprolegniomycetes; Saprolegniales; Saprolegniaceae
Exons: 6
Coding region: 1-567 (188 amino acids)
Molecular function (GO): hydrolase activity
Source: RefSeq, a predicted model, not a curated record
AUGUCCAAGGUGCUCAGAAGUGCGAUGACGAAGGUGCUCAUCGUCCCCGGCAACGGAUGCACGCCCGUCGAGGCCUGCAACUGGUAUGCAUGGCUCGCCGAGAAGAUCCGCGAAGCUGGCCACGAGGUCGUUCUGCGUGACAUGCCCGACCCGUACGUGGCCCGCGAGUCCGUGUGGUUACCGUUCAUCAAGGGCGAGAUGGGCUGUGACGAGCAAUCGAUCAUCGUAGGCCACAGCUCGGGCGCGGAGGCCGCCAUGCGGUACGUCUCCAAACCCACAACAGGGCUUGUCCUGGUCUCUGCGUGUGUGACGGACCUUGGCGACGACAACGAGCGCGCCUCGGGGUACUACGCCCGCCCGUGGGCGUGGGCCCAGAUCAAGGCCAACUGCGAUUGGAUCGUCCAGUUCGGGUCGCCCGACGAUCCGUUCUUGCCUGCCGCUGAGCAGAACCUGGUGGCCGAGGGCUUGUCGUCCGAGUUCCACUACCUCCGCGGGCGCGGCCACUACAUGCGCGAGGAAGAGCCCGUCAUCUGGUCGGCUCUGGCGGCCAAGCUUGUGCCGCAGUAA